CGCGUGGGCAGCAAAAAAAAAAAAACUGCCAACAAAACAAAAAACCCACACUCCACACGGAAGCAGCGCGCAAGCCCCUACCGAGUGGCCCCGUCGUCGUUGUCGUCGGUGCGUGCGAGGGUAAGAAGAACAAGAAGAAGAAGCGUAAGCAGAAGCAGAAACACGGCGAAAACACCGUGUCCGCCGCCACAAUUACAAUUUUGCACAGAACAGCAGCCACUGUGACCGCGUCAUGAGCGUGGACACGUAUGCGCCCAGCUCGGCGCUGUCGUUCCUGGAUAUGGACGACAACGAGUUGCUGCCUGGUGCCGACACGCAGCCGACCCAGUACGACUACCGUGACUUCACCAUGCCCUCGAACUCACAGAGCCAGACCCAGGGCGAGCUGUUGGAGAUAACUCGCCGUCGCUCGGUUGGAGAGAUGCAUCCACGUUUGGCCAGCAUCACGAACGAUCUCGGGGACUUGCAGUUCGAGGAGGAGGACGACGAGCAUGGCGGUUCGUUUGUGAAGGAGCUGCCGCCGCAUGCCUGCAAGUACUGUGGCAUCCAUGAUCCGUCCACUGUGGUCAUGUGCAACAACUGCAAGAAGUGGUUCUGCAACGGCCGUGGCAGCACCUCCGGCUCCCACAUCAUCAAUCAUCUGGUGCGCGCCAAGCAUCGUGAGGUGACGCUCCAUGCCGACGGGCCCCUGGGCGAGACCGUGCUCGAGUGCUACUCGUGCGGCGUCCGCAAUGUCUUUGUCCUGGGCUUCAUUCCGGCCAAGGCCGACUCUGUGGUGGUUCUUCUCUGCCGCCAGCCAUGUGCGGCCCAGAACUCGCUGAAGGACAUGAACUGGGAUCAGGACCAGUGGAAGCCGCUGAUAGCUGAUCGCUGCUUUCUGCCCUGGCUGGUGAAGCAGCCCAGUGAGCAGGGCCAGUUGCGCGCACGUCAAAUUUCCGCUGCGCAGAUCAACAAGCUGGAGGAGCUCUGGAAGGACAACAUCGACGCCACGUUCCAGGAUCUGGAGAAGCCUGGCAUUGACUCGGAGCCCUCCCAGGUGCUGCUGCGCUACGAGGACGGCUACCAGUACGAGAAGACAUUCGGGCCGUUGGUGCGCCUUGAGGCCGACUACGACAAGAAGCUGAAGGAGUCGGCCACCCAGGAGAACAUCGAAGUGCGCUGGGAUGUGGGCCUCAACAAGAAGACCAUCGCCUACUUCACCCUGGCCAAAACGGACUCGGACAUGAAGCUGAUGCACGGCGACGAGCUGCGUCUCCGGUACGUGGGCGAGAUGUACAGUCCGUGGAACGAGAUCGGACAUGUGAUUAAAGUGCCUGACAAUUUUGGUGACGACAUCGGCCUGGAGCUGAAGUCAUCCACCAAUGCCCCGGUCAAGUGUUCCAGCAACUUUUCGGUGGACUUUAUCUGGAAGUGCACCUCCUUUGACCGCAUGACGCGCGCCCUCCGCACCUUUGCGAUGGACCGCCAAUCAGUGUCGAAUUUUAUUUACUCGCGCCUGCUGGGCCAUGGCCGACCCGAUGCCAACGAUGAUGUGCUCUUCCGCGGCGCCCAGCCGAAGCUGUUCAGCGCCCCCAACUUGCCGGACCUAAAUCGCAGUCAGGUGUACGCCGUGAAGCAUGCCCUGCAGCGACCCUUGAGCCUUAUCCAAGGUCCCCCUGGCACUGGCAAGACCGUCACCUCUGCCACCAUUGUGUACCAGCUGGUGAAGCAGCACGGCGGCACUGUCCUCGUGUGUGCGCCCAGCAACACGGCCGUCGAUCAGCUUACAGAGAAGAUCCAUCGCACCAAUCUCAAGGUGGUACGCGUCUGUGCCAAGAGCCGCGAGGCCAUCGACAGUCCGGUCAGCUUUCUGGCGCUGCACAAUCAGAUCCGCAGCAUGGAGACCAACACGGAGCUGAAGAAACUGCAGCAGCUCAAAGACGAAACUGGAGAGCUGAGCUCCGCGGAUGAGAAGCGCUACCGUAAUUUGAAGCGCGGCACCGAAAACCAACUGCUGGAGGCCGCCGACGUCAUCUGCUGCACCUGCGUGGGCGCCGGCGAUGGCCGCUUGUCGCGCAUCAAAUUUACUUCCAUUUUGAUUGACGAAUCCAUGCAGUCCACAGAGCCCGAGUGCAUGGUGCCCGUGGUUCUGGGAGCCAAGCAACUGAUUCUAGUCGGCGAUCACUGCCAACUGGGGCCGGUGGUCAUGUGCAAGAAGGCCGCUCGCGCUGGCCUUUCGCAGAGUUUGUUCGAACGUCUGGUGGUGCUGGGCAUACGACCGUUUCGCCUCGAAGUGCAAUAUCGCAUGCACCCAGAGCUGUCGCAGUUUCCCUCGAACUUCUUCUACGAGGGAUCGCUGCAGAAUGGCGUGUGCGCCGAGGAUCGACGCCUCAAGCUGGACUUUCCCUGGCCGCAACCGGAGAGGCCAAUGUUUUUCCUCGUCACCCAGGGACAAGAGGAGAUUGCCGGCUCGGGCACAUCGUUUCUCAAUCGCACCGAGGCGGCCAAUGUGGAGAAGAUUACGACGCGCUUCCUGAAGGCGGGCGUCAAGCCCGAACAGAUCGGCAUCAUCACCCCCUACGAGGGACAGCGGGCGUAUCUGGUGCAGUACAUGCAGUAUCAGGGCAGCCUUCACUCGCGCCUCUACCAGGAGAUUGAGAUUGCCAGCGUGGAUGCGUUCCAGGGGCGCGAGAAGGACAUCAUCAUUAUGUCGUGUGUGCGAUCCAAUGAGCGUCAGGGCAUUGGAUUCCUUAACGAUCCGCGACGCCUGAAUGUGGCCCUGACCCGUGCCAAGUACGGCAUCAUCAUUGUCGGUAAUCCCAAGGUCCUGGCCAAGCAACAGCUGUGGAAUCAUCUGCUCAACUUUUACAAGGAUCGCAAGGUGCUGGUCGAGGGCUCACUGAACAACCUCAAGGAGUCCCUCAUCCACUUCCAGAAGCCCAAGAAGCUCGUGAAUACCAUGAACAUGGGCGCCCAUUUUAUGUCCACAAUGGUGGCCGAUGCCAAGGAGGUGAUGGUCCCUGGGUCUGUCUACGAUCGCAGCGGCUCCUACAAUCAGAGCCGUCCCAUCGCCUCCGCCUCCAAUCAGGGGCAUCAGCAUCAGAACGGUGGCCAUUUCGGGAGUCCCUAUCAUAGCUCCCCCCUGGGGUAUGGGGCUCCCAGCAGCAUCGGCAGUGCUGGUUCCAUGGCGCCAGCCCUAGGCGGAGGAGGAGCCGGCGGCAAUGGCAACGGAGGAGGAGGGAAUGGCAACAACAACUAUGGAAACGCUUCAAACAGCAUCUCUGCGGGUAGCGGAGGUGCCGGAACCGGCAACAAUUGGACCAACGCCCAGCAGCCUCUCAUGCAACACGAUUCGAUUAGCUAUAUAUCGAACGAGCAUGGAGCGGCCGCCCUCAACAACAUGCCCGUGCCAGUGGGCAUGUUCAUGAACAUGAGCAAUCUGCCGCCGCGGUUCUACAAUCAGCAUCAGCAGGCCAUAUCGGCGGCCAAGCAGAACCGUGGCCUGCCGCCGCCCCCAUCGUCGACGGGAGGUAAUUUCGCCAUGACUGGGGGCCCCGGCAAUGGACCCAAUCCUGGGCCCAACGUUGGCAACGGUUCAGCCAGCAGCAGCAACCACUUGGGCGGCGGGGGCAGCAAGAAGAAGUUCCCAAAGAACCGUGGAGCGGAUCUGGCACAGUCCGUCAGCACUGGGACACCCUUCAGCCAGCAGCCGGCAUCGAUGUCCCUGCAGAUGACCCAGCCCGGUGGCUAUACGCUGUCACAGCAGCCAGAGAUGUCACAGGAUUAUGGGCAGAUCUCCCAAAUGGAUGGAUUGCUCUCCCAAGAUGUGUCCUUCAGUGUGUCGGGCGAACGCAGUUUGAAUCAGUUCUCGCAGCCUUAUUGAGAAUCCGGCAAGAGGAGCAACAAGACCCACAGACGAAUGAAUACCAGAAAUUACCAGGGAAAAACACACACGAAACAACAAGAACAGAAAGAACAAAAACACUCAGUUUUUUGGACGACAUCAAUCAAAUGCAGGAGCAGGAGCAAAAGGCAGCAGCUGCAGGCAGCAGAAAGCGCAAAAGCAGGAGAGAAAAACAGGAGAAGAAAACGACAAACCGGAUACUUAGAACAUCUUUUGGGCACACCAUGAUUCAGAGUGGAAAAGCCAAGAGACGGACGACACCACACACACACACACACACACACCAUAGAAGUGAGACACCGAAUUUGGGGGAAAGCAGACAAACAGAGAGGAAAGCAGACACAGCGGCCGCCGCAGCGCUCCAAUAAUAUGGGGAGUAUUGCCACGGAGACGGACCGGAUCUGAGAAACUGCUGCAGCAGACACUGGCGGCGACGUUAACGACAAAACGCGCCCGAAAAGCAGAUGGGGGCAGGCCACAAACACACAAAUGUGGGCCAUACAGAGGACCUUGCCCACCCACACGCCCGCCAACACCCCCCCGGUACACUUGCGUACACAAAAA
This is a messenger RNA of Drosophila persimilis, 4447 nucleotides long. RefSeq names its product regulator of nonsense transcripts 1 homolog (gene Upf1). The record is from RefSeq and is a predicted model, not a curated record. Gene Ontology annotation, biological process: nuclear-transcribed mRNA catabolic process, nonsense-mediated decay. Gene Ontology annotation, cellular component: cytoplasm. The coding region runs from base 233 to 3862 and encodes 1209 amino acids. Gene Ontology annotation, molecular function: DNA binding; hydrolase activity; RNA binding. Lineage: Eukaryota; Metazoa; Arthropoda; Insecta; Diptera; Drosophilidae. The transcript is spliced from 3 exons.